AUGGCGGAACGAGACUCAAGACCACAAGGGCUUGCCGCCGCCGCCGCCGCUUCCGCACCCGUCACCCCAGACCUCAAGAUCAAACCCCCAAGUCCGCUGGCGCUAGCCCAGAAAGUCGACAUGGAGAGCAAAAUGGGCGACGAGGCAAAAACCACAUGGAACACCAAGAACCUGGGCUUCCGCCUCGGCGCCGACCUCUUCAGCGCAGCGUGCGCCGGCACCUUGGUCGCGCCCCUGGUCUCCAUCAUUGACCGCUCCAUCAUGGAAAACGCCUCCGGCCGCCGGCCCCUAGGCGAAUGCGUCCGCUCCUGCCUAAAAGAACUCCUCCUCCGCCCCCACGCCGUCGUCCUCUCCAAACCCUUCGCCCUCAUCUUCGCCCUCUACGGCGGCACCUACCUCACAGCAAACACCCUCGACACCGCCUCCUCCACCAUCCACAACCACUCCGCCUCCACCGUCACCUCGGGCACCGCAAAAUUCGCCGCCUCGAGCACCGCAAACAUUGGCAUCUGCAUGUACAAAGACCAAGUCUUUGCGCGCAUGUUUGGUCCCCCCGGCGCCACGCCCCGUCCCGUACCGAUGCUCACCUACGCGCUGUUUACCUUGCGCGACUGCAUGACGAUUUUCGCGAGCUUUAAUGUCCCACCGAGAUUGGGGCCCUGGCUGAAUGAGCGGAUGGGCGAGGAGAUGAGGAAGAAGGUGAGCGGGUUGACCGUCGUGCAGUUUGCCGCGCCGGCCAUGGUGCAGCUCGCCAGCACGCCGUUGCAUUUGCUUGGGUUGGACGUGUAUAACCGGCCCAACGCCGCUGCGACCCCCGUCUCGUGGCAGAACCGGUGGCAAUCUGUGGCUAAGAACUGGGGUAUCAGCACCAUGGCGAGAAUCUGCCGUAUUAUUCCGGCGUACGGUGUUGGUGGUGUCGUGAACCGCAAGGUGAGGUUGAGUCUCAUGGAAAGGGCGGAGAAAUGA
Molecule: messenger RNA, 966 nt
Organism: Colletotrichum fioriniae
Lineage: Eukaryota; Fungi; Ascomycota; Sordariomycetes; Glomerellales; Glomerellaceae
Cellular component (GO): mitochondrion
Source: RefSeq, a predicted model, not a curated record